Diospyros lotus (date-plum) is the source of this 393-nucleotide messenger RNA. RefSeq lists its product as uncharacterized. The record is from RefSeq and is a predicted model, not a curated record. The coding region runs from base 1 to 393 and encodes 130 amino acids. The transcript has a single exon. NCBI's taxonomy places the organism in Eukaryota, Viridiplantae, Streptophyta, Magnoliopsida, Ericales, Ebenaceae.
AUGGUCUUUUUGAAAGUGGCGCCAAUGAAAGGAGUUAUGAGAUUUGGAAAGAAAGGAAAGCUAAGCCUGCGCUUUGUUGGACCCUUUGAAAUACUAGAAAAGAUCGGUGACUUAGCUUAUCAAGUUGCACUGCCACCAGCAUUAUCGGGGGUACACAAUGUGUUCCAUGUCUCCAUGCUGAGAAAGUAUAUCCUGAACAUCUCUCACAUUCUCAAUUAUGAGUCAUUGGACCUUCGUGAAGAUUUAACUUACGAGGAAUCACCAAUCAAAAUCUUAGAGAAGCCUGACAAGGAACUCAAGAAGAAGAAGAUAACAUUAGUCAAGGUCCUAGGGAGAAGUCAUGCUGUAAAAGUGGCUAUUUGGGAGCACGAGGAUGAGAUGCGUGCCAAGUAA